CAAAAUGCACAGAGGGCUAACGCAAUUAACAGGUCUAAAUAUCCUCCUACAGUUUGUUUCAGCUUCCAGACUGGUGUGCUACUUCACUAACUGGUCCCAGUACAGAGCAGGCAGUGGAAGGUUCCUACCAGAAAAUGUGGACCCCAACUUGUGCACACAUUUAAUUUAUGCUUUUGCCAUCAUUAAUUACACCAAUCAGCUUGUGACCAAGGAGUGGAACGAUGAGGUCUUUUACACAGCAUUUAAGACACUUAAAACCAGGAAUCCCAUGUUGAAAACCUUGCUGUCUGUCAGAGAGUGGGACAAUGCACAAUUCUCUGUCAUGGCAUCCACUACAGCCAGCCGUCAGGCAUUUAUCAAGUCAUCCAUCAGGUUCUUGAGGAAUUAUGGCUUUGAUGGACUGGAUCUUGAUUGGGAAUGUCUUGGCUCAGCAGGGACACAGCCACAAGACAAGCUGAGCUUCACAUUAUUAUGCAAGGAGCUUCUAGAGGCCUUCAAACUAGAAAGUGAGAGAAAUACAUAUUCAAGACUAAUGCUUACAGCUGCUGUACCGGCAAAGAAGGAGAUCAUCGACAGGGGCUAUGACAUCCCUCAGAUCUCAAAAUACUUGGACUUUAUAAAUGUCAAAACGUUUGAUUUUCAUGGAAGAGAAAGUGGUGUCACAAGACAUCACAGCCCUUUGUAUAUGGGCAUCAACGAUUUAGAAGAUGAUGUCAACUGUAAUGCAGAUUUUGCUCUCCGGUACUGGAGGGACCAAGGAGCUCCAGCAGAAAAGCUGCUAAUGGGUCUUCCCACUUACGGGCGCUCCAUCAUCCUUAUUUCAGCCGAAAGUGGAGUCGGCGCUCCAGCCAGCAGCUUCGCUUCCCCUGGGCCAUACACUCAGGAAAUGGGUCUGUGGUCUUAUUUUGAGAUUUGUCCUUUCCUAAAUGGGGCUAAGAUCCAGUGGAUAGAGGAGCAGAAAGUUCCAUUUGCAGUUAAAGGAAACCAGUGGGUGGGGUUUGACAACCAACAGAGCUAUGAAUUCAAGGUAAAAUACUUAAAAGAACAAACUCUUGGUGGUGCUUUUGUAUGGACUCUGGAUCUGGAUGAUUUUUCUGGAUGUUUCUGUGGACAGGGUACCUACCCCCUCAUCAGCUACCUGAAGAGACUUUUAAUAAUGGAGUCUGCCAAUACCACUGAGGUUAUAACAUCCAGCUCUUUCAUCGCAAACACCACCAAAUCCCAAAUCACCUUGAAGAAUCGUGCUCCAAAAAACAAUGGAGCCAAACAACAUUCAUGGACAAUGACUCUCCUAGCCCUACAAGUUGUAACCCACAUAAAUUUGUGCAAUGUGCUUAACAGUAGAUAACAUUAAGCAUUUAAGAUUAUUUGGCUCCUACUUCAUGGAAUGAUUCUAAAAAAGGCUAACAAGGUUUUAGAUUAUCAGUAGCCUUUCUAAAAUUACAUAACAUUUUAAGCUAAAAAUAGAGGAAAUCUUUGUGAUAUGUACAUGUGGUUUGGAUAGAAUUUUUAAGCUACUAGAUGUUGAUGACUUAAAUAUUGAAAAUAAAUGCAUGGAUAUACAAUGUCUGAUCUUGGGUUCUGCGUUAUCCAGCAUAAUGCUAUAAUGAAGAAGCUCAGAAUGGUGUUGCAGCCUGAAGAUGACGUUUUGUGAACCCCUAAAGCAGGAGUGUCCAAUCUUCUCUGCAAAAGGCCAGUGGGGCUGCAGGCUUUCAUUUCAUGCAGAUCACACCUGAUACUACUUGCUUAAUCAAUUGGUCUGCCUAUUUAGUUCACUUCUAAUUCUUUACAAAGUUCUUUUGUAAUGAAGUUUAAAUUUGUCAUGCAAUCGCAAAAUCAACGUUAUACUGAUGACAUGAAAUAUCAAGGCAAUAGUAGAUCAUUCAUUUGUGUUGUCUGAAGCCGCAUCCUUCAAGUUUUAAAUAAAUUCUCUCUAAACACUC
Messenger RNA from Pygocentrus nattereri (red-bellied piranha), 1943 nucleotides. RefSeq names its product chitinase-3-like protein 1. The coding region runs from base 5 to 1348 and encodes 447 amino acids. The transcript is spliced from 11 exons. Gene Ontology annotation, cellular component: extracellular region. Gene Ontology annotation, molecular function: chitin binding; chitinase activity. Lineage: Eukaryota; Metazoa; Chordata; Actinopteri; Characiformes; Serrasalmidae. The record is from RefSeq and is a predicted model, not a curated record. Gene Ontology annotation, biological process: carbohydrate metabolic process; chitin catabolic process.